Mesorhabditis belari is the source of this 285-nucleotide messenger RNA. The record is from the annotation of a GenBank genome assembly. Lineage: Eukaryota; Metazoa; Nematoda; Chromadorea; Rhabditida; Rhabditidae.
AUGUUAACUGAUUUUAUUCAAAAACAAGGUGGUCUCGAGAUUUCCGGAUUGGCUGAAUAUCGCUCAACGGGUGAAAAAACCGAAUGCCAGCCGUCACCAUCUCCAACUGGAGUCGAUGCAGAGGACCGGCGAAAUCGAACCAGUUAUAAUGAUUUAAAUACGGAACAACAGGAAAGGGCUCUGCUUCAAGUGAGGUACAAGUGCCAGCAAGUGGCGACAAAGUUGAAGAAGCUGAAGCCGAUUUUGGACUGUUCAUUGGACGAGGACAAUCGUCCGAUGAUACGG